This is a messenger RNA of Lymnaea stagnalis (great pond snail), 708 nucleotides long. The record is from the annotation of a GenBank genome assembly. Lineage: Eukaryota; Metazoa; Mollusca; Gastropoda; Lymnaeidae.
CCACCAUCAAAGCCUGCUCGAACGUACCAAGAGAAAGUCAACGAUGUCUUGACCCAUCUUAAAACCAGGUCGACCGUUGAGGAAGAGAAGUUGAUCAAUGUUCUCAGAGAUAGGCGGCAGUUGAGAAAGAAGUUUCCAGAAGCUGAAAAUUUACUUGGCCAGGUAAUAAUGUGUUGUAGUUUGCCAGAUAAAGAUGUGACAUUUGUUUCCAGGUUAUGCUGCUACAGCUUGUGAGGUUGACCCAGUGCUUCAGUUUCAUUACCCCAGCAGGCAAAUAAAAGAAGCCGUCUGGCUGCUCAGUUAAUGAGAGUAAUUUUAGCUCAAUUGACGCAUGCAAAUGAACAUUUUGUCAAGUCUUUUUGUGUUUAAACCAGAAAAAACCGGCCAAACAUGGCAGUGACAGUGCUGAGCUUCCCAACCACUAAAGUUACCUGUCUACAUAUGCAUUUAAUAAGAAUUCCAAUCAGUAAUAACUUCUGGUAAUUUUAUUUUACUCGCCUAUUGAACACAGCCUUACAACCAUACAUGCAUACAUACCCAGAGAGUUAUUAUUUGUGAUAUCAAUUUUUAACUAUCGAAGGAAAAAUAUGCUAGAUCAUAAUUAUUUGAUUGAUUCAGUUCUUGACAUGUUUGCUUACCAUGUUUCAGAUUCAGCGACGCUACAAUGCUGUCCGCUUGCAUUCAUUGAAAGAUGCUAAAGAGGCCUGA